GGAGUACGUUAUCUCAGGGUCAGCCUCAAGGUAAAAUCAAGUGGCGCUGGUAGGUUUUCGCCUGAAAGUUCGGUGUUUUUACACACCUUGAAUGCUGCAGAGAACAUGAAAAGUGAAAUGGCAAAACAGCAUAAUGCAAAUUUUGUGUCUUCCUUACAAAAAGCUAAUUGUGAGCAAAAUUCAAAACAGCAUCAUUGGUUAGAACAAUGCUAUGAAGUUGUUAUAUCUGCAAAAUCUGAUGUUGAUUCAUCUACUCUCCCGAUUGAUGGUGGUUCAGAUGCUGGUAUGUUUUGUGUUAUCGGUGCUCAAUUCGAUCCAUCUCGGAUUGUCUAUCAUGGUGUCAAUGAUAAUACUUCAAAGAAGUGUAUGAAACCUGGAGAUAUAAUUUUAGCUAUCAAUGGUUAUGAACUCUCAGGAUAUACAAAACGUGAUGCUAUUACAUUGUGUACUGCUUGUUUACAAUCACAAUCGCAUGUUCGACUACAUCUUAGUCCACCGCAUGCUUUAGCAACAAGUAGUACAAUGUUGUCAAGUUUUUUAGCUAUUUCAUUUGCAAUGGAUUCACCGGAAUAUGCUCUUCAAGAGAAAAUAAGAGAGAAUGUAUAUCAGCGUGUAGUUCCAUGUACGACUAGACUGCCCAGAGCAGAAGAAGUAGAUGGUGUACAUUAUCGUUUUAUGAAUGUGCCUCAAUUUCUUGCACUUGAACGUAGUGGACAAUUAUUAGAAAGUGGAAUGUACAAAGGCAAUCAUUAUGGUACACCGAGACCAGAUCCAGAUUCCACUGCAUUGGAUAGUAUAUUCCUAGAACAAUUUCAACCUUCAUCAUCAACAGAUAUUUCACAGAUUAGUGAUGAUGCAUGUAAAAUCCCACCACCGUUACCACCUUUGAGUUCCUUUAAUAAUACAUUCAGUGGAGGUGUUGUAAAACUCGGUGAUCCUGUUCAACCGCUGCCCACAUGUUCCCCGCCACCUCCACCGCCGAUUCGUAAUUCUUCUAUCACAAAAAACUCCACUCUUGCUUGUAAUAAUAACAAUAAUAAUAGUAGUAGUAGUAAUCAUAAUAAUAAUAAAUCGAAUGGUUUUCUUACUGCUCUGUCCACAAAUAGUGAUAAUAAUUAUGCUACAAAAACAUCAGAUAUUACUAAUAAACAUAAUAAUAAUAGUAGUAUUGGUAAUAGUAAUCACAAUAACAACAUUGACAGUAAACAUUUAAAUGGAAUAAUUAAUGAUUUUGAAAGUAAAAUCUAUCUGCCUCGGCCAAAUUUCAAUCAUGAAACCAGUUUAUGGUCACCGACGAUUGGAUCACGUACAAAUGGGGAUAAUCAAACAGUGCAAGAGAUUGGUAAUUCUGUGGGGGCUGUCACCACUACCAAUGCUGAUGAAUUAGACAAUUGUACACCUAUUGAAGAAGGUAUCGAUAGUUUUUGUGAUCAAACUGCCUAUUCAGUUGAUAAACUGGAUCAACCCGGUGAACAUGUUCUACCAUAUGGUUGGGAAAUUGUACAAGAUAUUAAAUAUGGUACCUUUUAUAUUGAUCAUAUUAAUAAGCAUACACAAUAUGAACCGCCUACAGUUGAAGACUUUCAGACAGCUGAAAAGGUUCGAUUAAAACACCUGUCACAAUUGGACUCACUCAAGAACAACAACAACAGCAACAGCAACGAUAAUAAAAUAGUCACAAAUGUAAAUAAUCUGAAAUCGACUUCAAUUCAUGACACUUACAGCGAUGACAACAGUAAGAAAGUGAAUGGUGAUGCUAAUACUGACGACGACGACGACGCUGGCGGUGGACGUAUAACUCCAGUGACAUUCUGUUCAGAUUUGAAACAACUGAGAGGUCCAUUAGUGACUACAACUUUGGUGAAAAGUCCACGUGGUUUCGGUUUUACAAUUAUCGGUGGUUCUGAUUGUAAUCGAUCAGCAUAUUUACAGGUGAAACACCUUGUUCCAGGUGGUCCAGCUUCACUGAAUAGCCAGUUAGCUGUUGGUGAUGUUAUGGUCAGUGUGAAUGGUACAAAUGUACUCGGUUAUACACAUUCACAGCUAGUUUCAUUGUUUCAAUCAAUUCCAAUUGGCGCGAGUAUUAGUUUAUUAGUAUCACAAGGUUAUCGGUUGAGAAGAGAUAUUGGUGAAUCACCAAAUCAUCAUAUAAGGAAUACAAUACCUUCUAAUACUGGUCUAACAACUCCUGCAUCCGGAGUAAUUGAUAUCUCUGCUCAGAACACUACCAACAAAAAUAUCAAACAUGGCGAGGAUAUCUUAAAUGACUCACAUUCUUCUGAUUCACAUCUACCCGGUUCAUCAAGAAACUCUGCUCUCCUCUCGCAUUCAUCACUUUCACCUCCGCCUUCCAAUAGUAAUUCAUCUCAAGAACUAUUGGUUCGUUCUCCGCCCAAUGUUGUACAUGGUGUUGCUUCUAAUAAACUGCGAAAUUCACAAAGACCAGAAUUCUUAAAGGUGUCAAUUUUCAAACAAGCCAAUGGUUUUGGAUUCACCUUAGCCGACCAUCUUCAAGGUCAACAUGUGAAGGCUAUAUCAGAUCCUGUACGAUGUGGUCGCCUACGUGUUGGUGAUGUAGUUGUCGAGAUUAAUGAUCAACGUGUUAAAGAUAUGCCCCACGUUGAAGUGGUACAAAUAUUGAAACAAUGUCCAGUUGGGAAAGAAGCACGUCUACUUGUCCAACGUGGUGGUUUAUAUACAUCCCCUUUAUCGUUAUUGGAUUCUGAAUUGCUUGGUAUGAAUUCAUUAAAUUCGUUAAGUGAACAGCGUUACCGUGGGAAUAUUAUGAAUCAUCAAUAUGUAGAUAGUAUUCAUUCAAGUGUCAUAUCACAAUCCGAUACAAAUUCCACAACAACAACAACAGCAACACCACCAACAGUUCAUCCUGUCAAUGGUGGUACUGUUAUACCAACAAAUAUGAUGAAUGGUAAUGGUUUAAUUUAUGCUACACCACAACCUCAAAGAAAUCAUCUUUCCUCAAGAAUUGGUUAUCAUCAUAAUUCUGGUAGUACCGGUGAGAAUAGUAUCUCGUCAAGUAGUUCAUCACAUCUACGUGCACAAACUCCAGAUCCAUAUGUGGAUAGACGUUUAGGCUUGGAUAGUCCUACGCAUCAGCAUCAGCAUCAACCUCGUCAUCAUCACCAUCAACAACAACAGAACCAUCCUACUUAUCAACAUCAUCAAAUGUCAGAUCUAGUAUCUAACUCAAAUUUCGAUCAUUCAGAUUAUAUGCAUCAUUAUUCAAAUGGUAUUAAUAAUAAUAAUGCUAAUGGAAAUAAUUCAAAUUUAACUGUGAUUCAUGAUCGUCGUCGACGUGUGCAUCCUGUGGAUGAUAGUGUUGUCGGUAUGAAUAAGGAUACCUUCCCCUCUGGGUCACCGAAUUCAUCAGUCACAUACGGCUCAUUACUUAGACCUGGUCGUAUGCUCCCCUUACGUCAUUCCCAGUCAACUGUCAAUAGUAGACCUAAUAAUGGUGCUACUACUCUGCCAUCAGCGACAACAGAAGCAUCAACACCAGCACCAUUGUGUAUGCUUCCUGGAGAGUUUCUUGUUCACUUGAAACGACAAUCAACUGGUUUUGGAUUUAAUCUAGUCGGUGGAGCUGAAGAAAAUACUCAGGUAUCUAUAGGUGCAAUGCUUUUAGGCGGUUCAGCUCAAUUGAGUGGUGUCGUACGCACAGGCGACAAAUUGAUCUCAAUCGAUGGUGUACGUGUUAUCGGUGCAACACAUGCUGAAGUUGUUGAUUUGCUGGAUAGAGCUGCUCAUACAGUAGGUCAAGUGACAUUGGGUCUACAAAGAGGAAAGGUUGAAUUAGAUAAUCAUAGUGUGCCUCAUCAUCGUUCCUCAGAACCUGUGGAUGUUGUUAUUUCAAGAAGUGAAAAAGGCGAUGGUUUUGGUUUCUUUCUAACAAAUACAAGACCACCAUCAUUGGGUAAUUCUCAACCGGAACAUUCAUAUCCAGGCAGUAACAAUAACAGUAAUAGUCUUCAGAAUGCAGAAUUCAUUGCUCAACUUGUUCCUGGCAGUCAAGCUGAACGUAUGGGUCUACUAUCUGUCGGUGAUCAAAUAUUAGCUGUAAAUGGGAUUCCCACCUGUGGACUACAUCAUGACGAAGUGGUUCGUCUGAUACGUGAAAGUGGUAAUCAUAUCGCCUUGAAAAUUUUACCAUAUUCUAGCUCAGCUUCACGUGGACGUAAACAUCCUUUGCCGAUUAGAGAUUCAGUUGAAUUCCCGGUGACAUUGUUUCGUGGUAGUCGAGGUUUUGGUUUUUCUAUUCGUGGUGGACAAGAAUUUAAUCGGAUGCCGUUAGUAGUAUUGCGUAUUGCAGAUGGUGGUGCUGCUCAAAUGGAUGGUCAUUUAAAAGUUGGUGAUGAGUUAGUUGAAAUCAAUGGUUAUUCAACUAUUGGUAUGUCACACGGACAAGCUAUUGAAAUCAUUCAACGAGGUGGUAAUACAAUGCGAUUAAUUGUUCGACGACGUUCUACCCGUGUGAAGCCGCUAGCACAACAUCAACAUCAACUAUCCAACGGUUUAGCGUGUGUUACUGACAGUCGGAUAGUAACAGAACCAUCAUAAAGUCAGAGUAUCACAGAUAAACAAAUGCAUAGACGCAGUUUCAAUAAACACGACUCUUCAUCGAAUUGGUUUCAACGAUCUGUAGUGGAGAAGAAUCAUUCCUCACCUUCGAAUAAUAAUAAUACUAACAACAAUGCUCAUAAUCAGUCUCCAAGGAAAAGUGAUUUUCUCAGAUGGACAAUGCGUAAAUAAAUAAGUGAGCUGCAUUCAUAACUCACGUUUGUUUGUUCGCUGAUUUCCUCACGAAAUCUGUUUAGGUUAUUCAAACGCUUUUCCAGUUUAAUUGUUCUUCUCAUAUUUUGUAUCUACCGUCCAUCCAUCUGUUCCUCCCUCCUAAUACCUGCCGUCCAGUAACCCAUGUCAGUGAGCGCUGGUCAGCUCCCAACUGACAAGAUGUUCUAACCUCUUCUUUCUUGAAUACAUACGAUCGACGCUUCUACUUCUUCUUCCUGCUCUUCUUCGUUUUGAUGUAUAUGAAUGAAACACAGUGUAUGUUACCCCCCCCCCCCAUCGCCCUAAUAUUCCUUUUUGUUGCUCCUGGCAAUCCCAAUGAUUAUAAUUGAAAAAAACACAACUCUGAUCCAUUUAUUUUUUACAUGCGCUUUGUGUGUAUAACUACUGCCAAUGUCAUUAUCAGUAGUAUACCCACUAUUUAUGAUUAUUUUCAUCUUCACCAGUAAUUACUACUACCAUCAUGGUCGAGAUGGCGUUGGACAUGUGUGGAAAGGAAGUAGUCAAUCAAUCGAUCAACUUGACUGUGAAAGAAACUAAUCACAUUGUGUAGUAGUACUUUAUGAUUACUAUUCGUAUACCCUUUCUACUUAUUUACUGACUUACUUAUAUGAUAUACAUAUAUGUUGAAUCAUUUAAGCAGAAUUUUUUGUAUUGUA
Messenger RNA from Trichobilharzia szidati, 5465 nucleotides. NCBI's taxonomy places the organism in Eukaryota, Metazoa, Platyhelminthes, Trematoda, Strigeidida, Schistosomatidae. The record is from the annotation of a GenBank genome assembly.